Molecule: messenger RNA, 8333 nt
Organism: Orcinus orca (killer whale)
Lineage: Eukaryota; Metazoa; Chordata; Mammalia; Artiodactyla; Delphinidae
Gene: TMEM164
Product: transmembrane protein 164
Exons: 8
Coding region: 3607-4095 (162 amino acids)
Source: RefSeq, a predicted model, not a curated record
CUGAUUUCUCCUUUGGUCGCCUUAUAGAUACUGGAGAAAAUAUUCGAGCAAUACUUUCCUGGGUUGAAAUGGCAGAGUGAUGCCAGGUCGGAGCUGAAAAAAAACCUCAGAGGUCAUCUCCUCCCUCAUUUUUCCAGAUGAGCAAACUGAGACCCAGAGAGGUGAAGUGACUUGCCCAAAGUCGCACAGCUCAGUAGAAGCAGAGGUAGAUCUCCUGACUCCCGGUUCAUUGUCUCUCUCUAGUACCAUACAUGGCCUCCUUCCACCCUUAGCUAUUCCAGCAUAAAGGGAGAUGGACUUUUGUUCUUGCCCACUAGUAGAGAAACAGAAAUCAUGUGUUUUUUGAGCAUCAUUGUCUUACAGCCUUGAAAGUGAGGAUCUCACGGCUGCAGGCCACCUCUCUGCCUGACUGCUCUAGCGACUGCUUUUCUAUGUGUUUUUCUGCCCUUGCUCCCUCUCUUCCACAGAGGAGCCAGGCUGUAGUGCCACCAUUGCUUGCUGCUUGUCCUGGACAGGUAGUCCAGGGAGUUGUGUACGCUCAGUUAGCCUGUAUGUCAAGCCAGUGUGAUCUGCUGCGAGACAACUGGUUGUUUGGAAAUGAGACCCAUUCACUUGGGACUAUAACUGAGGUCAUCAUUUCUCUCCUCUAAAUAGAGACCUGCAUCCUAUCCUAGUGAACAGUUGUAUGAGGCUCCACGGCAGGGGAGCAAAAUCAGAAACUUUGUCUGGCAGAAGUGAGUGACAAAGGUCGAAGAGGGAAAAGGUCAAAAUAAUCUGCUAACCCAGUGGAAGAGGUCAGUUCAUCUCGGUAAACAACGUAGCGUAAUAGAAAGAGCACAGGAUUAAGUAUUAGACAGACGUGGGCCUUGGAUGUAGGUUUCUGGUUGACAGAACCUAGUAGUUUUGGCUAGUCAGGUAGCCUCUCUGUGCCUGAUCUUCUUAUAUGAUACAAAGUGUGGUAGUUAAGAGUUCAGGCUCUGAAGUCAGACUGGCCAGGUUCAAAUCUUGGCUCCGCUGCUUUCUAGCUGUGUCACUUUGGGUAAGUUACUUGACAUCUCUGGGCCUGUUUUCCUUCUCUGUAAAAUGGGGAUAAUAGUAUCUUCUUUGUGGUUUUCUUGUAAGAAUUCAGUACAUGGCUACAUGUAAAGUAUUUAGAUCAGUGUCUGGUGCAUAGCAAGCGUAGAGUAACUAUGAUAAAUAUGAGUUAUGGCUGUUGUAUCUGUAAGAUAGGGAUGAUCUUUGCCCUUCAUACCUCACAGUCAAGUAAAAUAAGAUAUGUUGAACGUGUCUCGUAACUAGAAAGCACUAUCUACAUAGGAAAAAUCAUCUUUUGGGGGCAUGAGCAUUCAAAGGAUUAUUAGCCCAUUGGUUUUAGGAUCAGAUAUUGGUGGAUAUUUCUUUGGCGAUCUGGCCAAAGGAAGAAUAGUAGGUUUAUGUGUGGGGUUAUAUAAAUGCUGGGGCCAUCAAGCAAUGUAUGUCCUGCUUUUUCCCUCCUAGUGUACUUAAGAGUGCUUAAAAGCCAAGUAAAGUGGUUGGAGGAUUUGGAGUGAAAAGCAAGGAUUAUACUUUUCCCUCAUGGCCCCUAUCUUAGUUAAUGGCACUGCGGUCCAUCAGUGACCCAGGUUAAGUCCCUUGAAACCUUGACACAUUUCCAUUCCUCUCUUCCAUCAUCAUAGUCUCGGAGUCAUUUUGAUUCUGUCUUCCAUUAUUUCUCCCAUCUGUCUCUUCCUUCUUUGAUUUCUCUGCCCUAAUUCGUCUGGUUGUUUAUCAUCAUCACCACCACCACCAUCUGGCUUAUUAACAGCAGCUUCCUGACUGAUCUUCCCUUCUCUAGGGGUCUUUCUGCUCUGUCCAUCCCUUACACUGCUGCCAGAAAUGAUACAAGGAAAAUUCAUGUUGGGUCCUGCCAUUCCCUUGCUCAAAAGCCUUCAAUAGCUCCCUAUUGCCUUUGGCAAGGAUAGUAGAUAUAGCUAGACAAAUACACCUUACGGUGCCCCAGGCCAACCGUGCUAAUCAAAACAUGAGCAUGCUUUCCCAACGUGUGUCUCCAUGUCAGUUCAGAAUUGCCUUUAGCAUAGUAUAUUAGGCAGCAACUAUUACUCAGUCAGAGAGUGGCAGAUAGAUAAACCCUUUAGGGAAAGCCGGAACUCCUUAUGAUAGGAUUCAGGAUCUUCUAUGAUCUUGGUUUCAACCUUCUUCCCAGCUUUGUCCUCUAGUAUUUUUUUUUUAAUAAAUUUAUUUACUUAUUUAUUUUUGGCUGCAUUGGGUCUUCAUUGCUGCGCGCAGGCUUUCUCUAGUUGCGGCGAGCGGGGCUACUCCGUUGUGGUGUGCGGGCUUCUCAUUGCAGUGGCUUCUCUUUGUUGCGGAGCACGGGCUCUAGGCGCGUGGGUUUCAGUAGUUGUGGCGUGUGGGCUCAGUAGUUGUGGUGCACAGGCUCCAGAGAGUAGCCUCAGUAGUUGUGGUGCACAGGCUUAGUUGUUCCGUGGCAUGUGGGAUCUUCCCGGACCACGGCUCGAACCCGUGUCCCCUGCAUUGGCAGGUGGAUUCUUAACCACUGCGCCGCCAGGGAAGUCCCUGUCCUCUAGUAUUGAUACAUUCUUUCAUAUGUGCUCUGAUCCAGCCACAUGUACCAUGAACUUCCAUGCUUCUUUGACUCUGAGUUUAUACUUUGUUCAUGUUGUACCCUCAGCCAGAAAUACUUUCUUUUCUCUUCCCUGUUGAGAUGCCAGUCAUCAUUCAAGGCUCAGCCUAAACAUUCCCUCUUGUGAAGCUUUUUUCAAGCCUUCAUGCCAGAUUUAGCCAUUCUUGUCUACUUUAGCAUUUUAUUCUGCCUUAUAUUACAUAAUUGUUUAUGUCUCUCCCCCACUCCUUAGUUUGCGUGUUCCCUGAACGCAAGAUCUGUGUUUUAUUGAUUUUUUUUUCUAUCCUGCACAGCAUCUAGUACAUACUAGACUCCUAAUUUUUAAAGAAAAUUUAAUCGAGUCUAGUCCAUUCCCUUUGUUUUUCGGAUGAGGAAACGGAGGCUUAGAGGAAGAGGUCAGGUGUUCAUUCGGGGAUUUGUUGAGUCUCAGAUGUUUGAGACGUUGAGGCUGGAGUGAACAGCAGGUAAUUGAGAUGUGGUUGGGCUAGCAACGUGAUUUAGAGAAGAUGGAGGGGCAGAAGAUGCAAACAUCAUGGAAGCCAGGGGAGAGAAAGAAGAAAAGGAUUCUGUGAAAUGCCUACUUUUGUGGGCAGAAGAAAAGACUCAGUGAAGCAAAAGUGGAAAGACACCCAAGAGAGGAAGGAGUUUCAUGAAGCAGGUCCUCUAUUGUCAUAUGAGGCAAAGAGGUUGAGACCAAGGAGGACUUGAGAAAAGGCACUUGGAAUUGAUCUUUCUCCUGGCCUGCCCUCCAUGUCCGGGAGCUGUCGUCGUCUUCAAGAGGACUGGUCGAAAAAGUUCUGGAGACGGAUGACAGUGAUGGUUGCACAACACUGUGAAGGGAGUGGACCUGUGAUGCAAGCAGUAUUAUUUGGUCAUGAGUGUCUGCUGACUCAAUCUGGAGAGGCUUUUGAAGGAGAUGAGAUGAAAUUUCAUCUGUGCUACAGAGAGCAGGGGUGCAUUGCUGGAUGGAAAGAGGUCUGGAGGCCGGGUGUGAGCCAAGGCUACAGAUGCACAUGUUGAAUGGAGCUCUUCUUGCCCUGCUGUUUCCUGUGGUAAAUACGCGGCUGCUCCCCUUUGAAUUGGAGAUUUACUACAUUCAGCAUGUUAUGCUCUACGUGGUACCCAUCUACCUACUCUGGAAAGGAGGUGCUUAUACCCCGGAGCCCCUCAGCAGUUUCCGCUGGGCCCUUCUCUCGACUGGCCUCAUGUUCUUUUAUCACUUCAGCGUCUUGCAGAUCCUGGGCCUGGUCACCGAAGUGAAUUUGAACAACAUGCUGUGUCCGGCCAUCUCAGACCCAUUCUACGGCCCCUGGUAUCGCAUCUGGGCCUCGGGACACCAGACUCUCAUGACCAUGACCCACGGGAAGCUGGUCAUCCUGUUCUCAUACAUGGCUGGGCCCUUGUGUAAAUAUCUGCUGGAUUUGCUCCGGCUUCCAGCCAAGAAAAUAGACUGAAGGUGCUUGUGUUGUUUUGUUUUGUUUUGUUUUGGGGUUUUUUUUUUCUUCUGCCCCUGAGGAAACAAGUCCUGACUCCACUUGGAGGACACCCAGCUCUUGAUGACAUCAUGGGAGAGGGCAGGAGGACGUUUGGUGUGUUUCUUUUUCCUUCCUCUCUGUCCCUUUCUUCCACCACUCUUCCUUCCCUGGCUCUUCCCCCAGGACAGCUCCUGGAGCCUGGGCUGUAGUGCUGCAGCCUGGGCGGUAGUGCUGCAGCCUGGGCGGUAGUGCUGGAGCAUGGGCUGUAGUCCUGGAGCCAGGGCUGUAGUGCUGGAGCCUGGGCGGUAGUGCUGGAGCCUGGGCGGUAGUCCUGGAGCCUGGGCGGUAGUGCUGGAGCCUGGGCUGUAGUCCUGGAGCCUGGACGGUAGUCCUGGAGCCUGGGCGGUAGUGCUGGAGCCUGGGCUGUAGUCCUAGAGCCUGGGCGGUAGUCCUGGAGCCUGGGCGGUAGUGCUGGAGUAUGGGCUGUAGUGCCGAGGGCCGCACGUUUCCUCCUUCCCUUUGCCGCUCUCUCCCUGCUCCUCGUGGCCUUAAAUGGCGAGACAGUAGUCAGUGGCUUUCACUCUGCUAGUUGCUGCUUUAACAACAUCUGGUUGAGGAGAAAGGGAACAACAAGCAGUAGUUCUUUUGGCAUCGAAGCGAUGAGAUUGGGCUGUGUUUCAUUUCUCCACUGCCAGGGACCUCCAGGCUUAUGCUGGGGUCCCCUUUUGUCUCCAGCACAGCCCUCACCAUAAGGGGACUGAGGCCUUGUUUCUAUACCAGCGGCAAACCGAGAGCCAAGGGAUUUCCCAGCUCAUGGCCAAAAGAGAGCUGGCCAGAUUCUUCCCACUGGUGUCCCAUGACUCAAAACAAGCGGCCAACCAGCCACUCCCUCCAGGAUGCUGCCAGAGGUGGGAGGUGUGGGGCGCUACCCAGCCCAGGGGCUAGAUUCCACUAUUGCAAUGGCAAAUCCAAAGUGCGCAAGGUUGAAAUGUCCACAGCUAAUGCUAGGCAGGACCUUGGGUAAAUUCUGCUUGAGAGCUGAGAACUGACCCAUAUCCCAAUCAGAAGUGAGCGUAGAAAUGAGUCAAAAGCCGUGGUAACUUGAGAAAACUGUGAUCUGAAUCAUAUGCUUGCUUUUAGUUUAAUGUUGAUAAUAGACGACAUUUUAAUUUUGAGUGCCCCUUAAAUGUUCUCUCUCUCUUUUAAAGGCAGCUUCAGGGAAGGAUGAGCUAGAGUUGGCUUUUCGGGCUCUUGGAGUUCUGUGUAUUCGUCUGUCCAUUUGCUUUUGGAUGUUUGAGUUCGGAGAAUCCUUGAAUUAGGGCCUGUCUCUGGAGGGACACCUGUCGAUCCGUCUCGUGGUUUUGCAGCAUGUCUCGGCAUCCUAGGUUUGGGAACAUACAGAUCCUGCAGUGCUGUUUCCCUCGGGCCAGGUGUCGUCACUGCGGCCAGACUCAGAGAUGAAUUGUUUAGCAUGGGGGUGGGGGGCAUCACAUGCUCCCCAGCCCGAAAGCCCACGUCUGGGUUGAAAGGGAGGUACCAAAAAAUCAGGUCCGCAUGGGUGGAGGUUCAAGUGCUCUGAAAGGGAGACCUUUUGUUGCAAGGCAGCCUCAGUCAUACAUGGACCUCAAGAAGGAGGUGGUACCAUUUGCUGGCUCCCUGUUGGCUCUUACUAAGAAUAGAUUACUUAAUAACAGAAAAGAUAUUUCUGGGACCUCCUCUGAUGAGCCCCCCCACUCCCUCUCCCACUCUAGGCAGCCCAGUUGCCCUGGGCCCAUUCAAUAUUUCAGGUGUUACUGUAUCAGACCUAGAUUGAGUUUCAGGGACUCAGUGGUCAUGAUUUUAGCAAGUGGACCUACAGGAGGCAGCAGGAUGGAGAAGUCUCUCCUAGCAAGGCGAGGCCCAGGGAAGCAACCACGGCGGGGCCCAUCCCUUUGCAGAGGUACGCUGGCAGUGAGGUCAUCAAUCCCCAGGGUGUGGGGUUGCAGGAAGGGGGAACCCGUGAGCUCCUCAAGAUGCGUGACCUUCAUUUUCUGCCAUCUUUGAGGGUUUGGCCGAAUUUUUCUUAGUGCCUCUCAGCCCUGGGUUGCCCUCCGGAAGAGGCAGCUCUUGAGGGGCUGGAUUCGCCCCGCCCACUGGCUGCGUGUAGGCGUGGCUGAUGAGGCAAGACCUCAGUGCCCCUUGGCCUCUUCCUCCGUGUCUCCAUGGCCUGGUGCGGGGUGCUAGUCAGCUCGAGCUUCCCUUGCACUGGCGUGCCUCUCAAAGUUCGCCACGCUGGCUGGCAGCUUUCAGCUGCUUAGAGGGAAAGAAGAAAGUGGAAGCUACGUGCCUGGCUGGGCCAGGUCAGAGGCAGGUGCACCUGUCUGGGGGAGGGGGAUGAGAAGGGGAGAUACAGGGCUUCUGGUUGGCUCGGAAACAUGUAGGGGGAAGGAACAGAGAGCAAGUCCCGUCCCAGGUUGCACAGGGAGUCAUGGCCUGCGUUGGAGGUGUUGGGCAGCAGCGGGCGUCUGAAUUGGUCUCUACCUGACUCUUUCCUUGGGCCAGGCCCAUGCGGAGAGGUUACCUGGCCAGACCCUCGGUGGCCUGCCUUGGAGGGUGGCCCCUGCAGCAGUGGGCCCGGGCUGCCCGGCACGUCCCCUGUGCUUUUCUGUCGGUGCCAAGGGGCUUCCCCAGCCAUCCUGGCCAAGUUUCCAUGUGCCAUUGGCCAGCAUGUGAGAGCUCCGUGUGUUUGUGGAAGUGGACAGUCUCUUUUAAAAUGGCCCCGGGAAGGCAAAGGAGUGUUCCCUCCAGCCCCCAGGUAGCCCUGGCCAAGGAUUGGCCCAGUGAGAUCAGUGUGUUCAGCUGGCCAACUUGGGACAUCAGCUCAGAAUAACAGAUGGUCAUGCCUGCUUGUAGGCCCCCAUCUCUUCUCCAUUCCCCGUGGUAUUUGCUUCUGUACACCAAAGAUGAUCUGGCCUAUCUUCUUCCCGGAGGCCCAGUGAUGUGUUCCUCUGUCAGCUUGUGAGGAAGUCACGGCUUCUGUCCCCCGAAGUCAACCUUCUCCCUUUCUCCUGGGACUUCUCAGCAUUCACAGAAGCUGCUUGCAGCGUGGCCAGGGCGUGUGGGGCGUCGGGGCCCAGUGUUUAGCGGAGCGGGCACAGCUGCCCACGGAGAGCAGGCUGUCAGCACGUCUCUGCGCGCUGGUGUUAGGGGGAGGCUGACAGAAGACCCUUCCUCCCCCUCCCUUGGUCAGAAAAAGACUUCCAUGGAUGUGUACGUGUUGAUCCCGAGUCAUCUGAAGGGGAGAUGGGGAGGCGGGCGAGGGGAGAAGAAGGGCCAGUGUGGCCCCUACAAGACAAGACACCGGUGCUGGUUUUGGUAAAUCGGGAGCCAGGCAUAAGGGAGGAUGUCUGUCCUGCAGGCCCUCGCAUGCUCCUUGGACUACCGGGAAGGGGCGUCCUCACUGCACACGCUGCCCCGCCCUCUGGGGGGUGGGGGUGGGUAGGGUCCAUGAGAGGGAGCGAACCUUCCUCUUCUGUAUAUAGAGUGAGCCACUUGUGCUCAGGAAAACCUAGUCGCUUGUUGCUGCUCUUGUGACAUUUUUGUACACUGGUUUGCUACUCGUGGCACGAAACAAACACAACAAGAAAAGUCAUUUCAAGCUGAGCUGUGGUUUUGGAAACCUGCUUUCUUUCAGUGUCAGUGUUGUAUUGUAUUUGGAGGAAUUCUUCAUCUCUAUUGGUGUUACUGUGGUAGAGAGAAUAAGAUAGUCCGACUUGUAAUUCUUUCUGCCGGGAAAUUGGCAGUGCCUCUGUCGUCGCCCCGACCCCGGUCCUUCCUCAUUCCCAGGGUGGGAUUGCUAUGCGCUGGGCACACCCCUCCCUGGCCCCCGCCCCCGCAGCGGCUCCCUUUAGAACCGGUCUUUGUGAUUCCCCUAAACAGCUGCAGAAUGAGUAUUUUUGCCAAGCUGGUUCUUGGGUGCUCUGUGCCCCUACCAGUUUGCUUGCCUCUUGGGGCAUUUUGUAAUGUUUUCUCUGUUUUGUAAAACCUUUUGAUUGUACCACAGUGGUUUCUGCAGUCACCUUUGGAAAUAAAUGGUCAUUAAUUUGUGUACUUAGCACUCUGAAUUUUAGUCUGAGGUGUUUCUGUUGUUGAAGAUCCUUGAAUGAAAAGGAACCCUCACCAUGGGACUCACUGUUAAAUGUUUCCUUCAUUUACUGCUAUUAAAAGGUUUAUGAGAA